AUGGCUCGCAGGAAGCGCGAAGCUGACCCGACUAUUGAAAAAUCCCCGGGUGAUGCUGCAUCGAGCCCCAAUGCCUCGUCGCCGCCCCCACCGCCGCGGAAAAGGACGCGCCGCGCCCCAAGUCCAGUCGCGUGUGCGGAUGCAUACGUGCACAAAUCCUGCACACCUCGCGUCAAACAUCGCAAUCACCCGGACUCGGGCGUGGGCGAGAACUUCCACAGUGUGCCAUACCCCCUCGGUCUGAUGCCAUACAGUUCAUGGCACCUUCUCCACCAUCGCGGGGACCCGGCGUCCCCCGAGCACCGCUUCGUGUGCCCCGGCUGCCGCAAAGACAGAGUUCGCCCUUCUCCUCAUAGACGGAAGCUCUUCCUUAUUGCCGAGCGCCUGUCGUGGACGGAUGGCACGGUUCCGACAGCCGAGCGCGAGUUGAAUCAAGAACUGACGUGGGAGGUGAACUUCCAGCUGGGCAUCGAGACUCCUACGCUGCAGGAUCCUGAGCAGGUGGCAGGCGGCAAGAACAGCAGGCUAAAUCGGUGGUUUCCGUUUGAGAACGAAGUCGACUGUACAGCGGCCCUGCAGCUCAUUGCAAAGGCAGACUGUCUGUCCGAGAGAUCGUACUCGCUGUGGUCGAACAUGUUGGAGGCUUUGUACACGAUGCUGCCCGAAGAGAGGAAAGAGCGACCCGGGUCCCAGAGCGCGCCUUCCAAGCCGGCCGCUUCCCAAGUUGACACGAACACUUCGACAGACACACGCGCGAACUCACAGCUGCCGACGCCGCCAUCCUCUUCGCAACCGGUUGCCAGCCAAGCAUCUUUGGAUCCAGCGUCAACCGACUAUUCCUCUGCACCGCAUCUCUAUCGCGACCCACCACCUGUCAACAACAACGAGCCGACCCUGCCGAUCGCGAAACCUCUCCGCCGCUCUCUCCCGGAAUUUUACGCGCUCCUGGACGCGAUCGAGCGGACAUCAUACGUCGGCGCACAAUAUCUGGAAGCAUACGCCGAACACCUACACAGCGAUUGUUGCGAGGAUUGCUGGUGGAGCCACAACAUUGCUACUGAUGAUGAUGCACCAACCUGA
Molecule: messenger RNA, 1080 nt
Organism: Diplodia corticola
Lineage: Eukaryota; Fungi; Ascomycota; Dothideomycetes; Botryosphaeriales; Botryosphaeriaceae
Exons: 1
Coding region: 1-1080 (359 amino acids)
Source: RefSeq, a predicted model, not a curated record